Dunckerocampus dactyliophorus (ringed pipefish) is the source of this 4191-nucleotide messenger RNA. RefSeq names its product semaphorin-5B-like. Bases 186 to 3461 code for a protein of 1091 amino acids. The transcript has 22 exons. Lineage: Eukaryota; Metazoa; Chordata; Actinopteri; Syngnathiformes; Syngnathidae. Gene Ontology annotation, molecular function: chemorepellent activity; semaphorin receptor binding. The record is from RefSeq and is a predicted model, not a curated record. Gene Ontology annotation, biological process: axon guidance; positive regulation of cell migration; semaphorin-plexin signaling pathway.
CCCUCCCUGCACACAGGCCGGUGAGCGUGCCAGCGUGAGAUGGCGUGGAGGAGCCCUCUCUCUCGUCUCUCACAUCGCUUUCCUCGCCAUGUGAAGCAGGAUCUGUGCCAGACGUUUGCCUCCAGAGUCGCUUUGGUGAUGGUCUUUCCAGAGGACCUGAUAGGCGAGUGGAUGUGCUAGGAACUAUGGUGACGUCAGGGUGGGGGACAUGGGCCCUGUCUCCUUGGGGCCUCGUUCUGGUCGUGUGUGUGCUUGUGUGUGUGUCCCAGCAACCCCCUAUCACGCCUGCAGACUGUAACCGAAAGGAGCAUCCGGUUGUAUCCAACCAAGCCCUGAAGACAUGGAUGAAGGAGUUCUCCCACCCAGGAGUGAAGGAUUUCUCGCAGCUGGCCCUGGACCUUAGCAGGAAGCAGCUUAUUGUGGGAGCAAGAAACUUCCUCUUCAGGCUAAGUGUGAACAAUGCCUCCCUAAUACAGACGUCAGAAUGGACACCCGAUGAAGACACAAUCCAUUCUUGCCAGAGCAAGGGCAAAUCAGAGGAGGAGUGUCAAAACUACAUCAGGGUUUUAUUGAUCAGUGGCAAAACACUCAUCACAUGCGGAACCAAUGCUUUCACACCCGUCUGUGUGACCAGGGAGAUUGGUAACAUAAGUCAGGUGUUGGACACAGUGAAUGGUGUCGCACGAUGUCCCUAUGACCCUCGCCACAACUCUACGACUAUGGUAACGGAGAAGGGUGAGUUGUAUGCCGCCACGGUUAUUGACUUCUCUGGACGCGACCCUGUCAUCUACAGGAGCCUGGGGAACAUGCCCCCAUUGCGCUCGGCCCAGUACAACUCCAAAUGGCUCAACGAGCCUCAGUUUGUGUCUGCUUAUGAGACCGGUCGAUUCGCCUACUUCUUCUUGAGGGAAACAGCUGUUGAAAACGACUGUGGAAAGAUGGUGUUCUCUCGAGUGGCCCGGGUGUGCAAAAACGACAUGGGUGGUCGUUUCCUUUUGGAGGACACCUGGACCACCUUUAUGAAGGCUCGACUGAACUGCUCCCGCUCAGGAGAAAUUCCCUUUUAUUACAACGAACUGCAGAGCACCUUCUACUUACCAGAGCAAGAGCUGAUCUAUGGCAUCUUCACCUCUAAUGUGAACAGCAUGUCAGCCUCUGCUGUUUGUGCUUUCAACCUGACUGCCAUCACUCAGGCCUUCAAUGGACCUUUCCGCUACCAGGAGAACCCCCGCACAGCCUGGCUCUCCACUCCAAAUCCCAUACCCAAUUUUCAGUGCGGCACACUGGAUGAAGGCGGCGCUGGUGGGAACCUGACGGAACGCAACCUCCAGGAUGCUCAGCGGCUCUUCUUGAUGCACGAUGUGGUGCAGCCGUUGACGGUGAAUCCUCUUCUCACCCAGGACAACAUGCGCUUCUCCAAGCUGGUGGUGGACGUUGUGCAGGGUCGCGAUGCUCUGUACCAUGUAAUGUACAUCGGCACUGAAUAUGGCACCAUCUUGAAGAUUCUCUCCACAACUAAUAAAAAUCUUCACGGCUGCUACCUGGAGGAGCUCAGGAUUCUUCCUGAUGGGCAAACUGGUUCAAUCAAGAGCAUAAAGAUUCUUCACAGUGACAGAUCUUUGUUUGUGGGGCUCGAUGACAAACUGCUGAAGAUCCCAUUAGAGCGAUGCUCCAGCCAUCCAACUAAACGACGCUGUUUGGAAGCUCGGGACCCUUACUGUGGCUGGGAUCACAAACAGGAGCGUUGCACAACCAUUGAAGAGAGCACCAACAUAAACCAGUGGACCCAGAACAUCACCCAGUGCCCCGUAAGGAACCUGACACAAGAUGGUGGGUUUGGCCCGUGGGCACCAUGGCAACCCUGCAACCACAAUGACGGCGAGGAUUCCAUCAGCAGCUGCAUUUGCCGGUCCCGUUCGUGUGAUGGACCAGUAGCCCAGUGUGGCGGCGUCGACUGCAAGGGCCCGACCAUUCAGGUGGCCAACUGCUCCAGGAAUGGCGGCUGGACUCCCUGGUCUUCAUGGGGGCAUUGCAGCAGCAGUUGUGGUGUCGGUUUUGAAGUGAGACAGCGGUCCUGCAAUAAUCCCUCGCCUCGUCAUGGGGGUCGAAUCUGUGUUGGCCAAGGUCGGGAAGAGAGACUGUGCAAUGAGAAAAAAAAAUGCCCGUUGCCAGUGUUGUGGACUGCGUGGGGGCCCUGGGCUCACUGCAGUGCUGAAUGUGGAGGAGGGGUUCACGCCAGGACCAGAACCUGUAAGAAUGGAAACACCUGCCAAGGAUGUUCCAUGGAGUAUAAGACCUGUAACCUAGAGUCCUGCCCUGAGGUACGCCGCAACACCCCCUGGACCCCCUGGAUUCCAGUCAACGUCAGUCGAGAUGGAUCACGCCAUGAGCAGAGAUACAGAUACACGUGCAGGGCGUUGCUAACAGACCUCCAGCUCCUUCAGUUGGGCAAGAAGAAGAUAGAGACGAGGUUUUGUCCAAAUGAUGGUUCUGGAGCCUGCCAGACUGACUCUCUCGUUGAUGAUUUGGUCAAGUCCAGUGGUCGAACUGUGUCACAGCCCCAAGAUGCACACUGGGAAUCUUGGGAAACCUGGUCCAGCUGUUCCCAGCGAUGUUCUAGAGGCUUUCGAACCCGGCGACGUGGUUGCUCAACGGGAGAGCGCAGGACCAAUCCAAGUGCCUGUGUAGGAACCCCAGUGGAAUAUCAAGAUUGCAACUUGCAACCAUGCUCAGUGGGAGGCGCCUGGUCAUGCUGGUCAUCCUGGUCCCAGUGCUCUGUGAGUUGCGGCGGAGGCCACUUUCAGCGGACAAGGUCAUGUGACAACCCGUCCCCGGCCAAUGGAGGGGACAUCUGUAUUGGUCUACACACUGAAGAGGCACUUUGUAAUACACACACUUGUGAAGGCUGGGGUGUGUGGUCCGGGUGGGGGCACUGCAAUGAGGAGGGUCUGCAGCACCGCUCCCGUCACUGCGGCGAGAACCAGGAGGCUAAUUUGUGCCCCGGUAACGUUAGCCAGGCCAGACCGUGCCAAGUGCACGAGGUUGAAGUCAUUCUACCUGGACAGGAGGACCACAGCUGUGGAACUUUCACCUUACUCCAGUUGGCCGCUGUGGGUAUUGCCAGUUUUUUCGCCGCCGCCCUCUUGUCGGCACUGGCCUUCGCCUACUGUCACCAUCUGAGUCGGCCCUCCGUGGAAUCAGCAGUCAUCCACCCCACCAGCACGCACAACCAGCUCAACUACAGCAAGCGGGGCAAUGCCGUGCCAAAGAAUGAGAAGUACAUUCCUAUGGAGGUUGUGAGGCUACACAAGAACAAUCUUCACGUGAACGACGAUGCAAGCAACCACUUUCCUUCCUCCGUGGCUUCCAGCAACAUGUUUGCCACCACCUAUUUCCCCCCCAACCUGGGCAAGUACGACUUUCCCCCCGAAGCACCGUGCAGGGCGUACAUGCACAGCUAACAUCAAUGAGCACCCCGGUGCUCAUGGACAUGAAAUGACCCAAAUCACCUUGAAUGAUUUUGCAACAUUUACCUACAUCUUAACAGACAUUGCAUUCGUUUUGUGUAAACCUUUUCAUUUCCUAAAAAAAAGAAGAUAAAUGUGUGCUGCACUUUAGAAGAUGGGAUUUAUUGACUUGCGCACGGCCAGUGAAGAUGGCUCCUAGACUAAAGAUGCGUAUCUACCAAUUAAUAAUAACACAUGAAGCGAAGAACUCACUCGGCCUCAUGAUGUUUGGCACUUUGUGUAAAAUCAUGCAAAACUGGCUCAAGAUCAGUUUUUCAGUCAAGCGGAUGCUUCGUCCCGUUUGACGUGUUCUAUUCUCUGUGCAAUUCCCUCGUCUUUGCUGUUGAUGUUUCCCGGAGAACACUACGUGAUUUGGAAUUAUCGGUGCAGAGAGAUGAAUUGUUACAUUUUUUCAAUAUUUUUUAACAUUUUAAUGUUUUUUUUUUCAUCUUCAAUAUAUUUUUCUAUAAUGUACUAUAUAAAAAAAACAACUGGGUGAGUGGUUAGCGCUGCUUCCGCACAUCAUGAAGAGUCCAGCUUCAAAUCAGUUUGCACCUUCUCGAGUCCAAAAAUGUGUACUAGUUUGAUCGCUUCAUCGAAGGCUUGAGCUUGUCUGUGGGUGUUCGUGUCUCAGGCUACGUUCCCACUGCAGGGCACGACGCCCAAUUUGGAUUUCUUGUUUAAA